Messenger RNA from Bombyx mandarina (wild silkworm), 3298 nucleotides. It is a transcript of the gene Nbr, whose product is annotated as exonuclease mut-7 homolog. Gene Ontology annotation, biological process: nucleobase-containing compound metabolic process. Gene Ontology annotation, molecular function: nucleic acid binding; 3'-5' exonuclease activity. Lineage: Eukaryota; Metazoa; Arthropoda; Insecta; Lepidoptera; Bombycidae. The record is from RefSeq and is a predicted model, not a curated record.
AAUUGUGAUCAUUUUAUUUCUUACUUCUUUGACCAAAGCAAAGGAACUCCUCUGUUUUUUGAUCAAUGGAUCAUUUCUUUACAAUAAUAUAGAUAUAAUAAUUGUCAAAACCACUGAGUUUCGCACUGUUUAGGAUAUUAACUUAAUGUAGACAUGUCAUGUAAUAGGACAAGUUUCACAUGAUUUUAUUAAUAACUUAAUCACAAAGAAUAUCGAUGAAGUUUCUUUUAAAACUACACAGAUAAACGUAAAUCAUAAUACUUCAACAUGGAAAAGGACAGUCCGAUUCAAUUAGCUUCAGCAAACCAAUCAGUUAAAAUAGUACCCUCGAUUGAAGAGUCUCUGCAGUCUAUGGGUCUAAACAUUGCUUUAGAUGAACGCAGUAUACUUUGGUGGCAGCAGUUACAAACCACUUGGAAGACCUGGAAAAAGAGUGAAACUGUAGAACAACUCAUUGAAACAUACUUUCAAUCAAUACGAGAUCCCUUCAGAGUGACACUGAUAUUUAUAACGCAAUGCAUAACUCAAGACUGUAAACCCAAAACACUACCUUAUUUUGUUGUAGAAACAUUACAAAAGUGGUCAAAAAAUCAGGAGCUAUCACCUGAAGAAUCUAUAAAAUCACCAGCUUUCUACAUUGCAAUUCAGCAAAGAAAUCCAAGUUUUCUAAAUCUUAUUGCUCAUACGUAUCAACUCUCUACCAUAAAGCAAGUCAUUCUUCCAAAAAUUAAAGAAAUGAUAAAAAAUGACAAUUGCAAACUUGCUUCACAAAUUGUUAUGGCAUUGGAUUUAUAUGAAGAUAUUCCAGUUGAAGAUUUAUUAUUUCCAUUAAUAUUACAAGACAAGAAUAAUAUUAUUGACGAGUAUCUAACAACAUGUCCAAGCCAAGUUAAACCUUUGUUAUUUUUCCUGGAUAAUUUACUAAACAAGUCAUUCAAAUUGCGUGAUUAUAUUCAAAGUUAUUUAGAAAAUAACCAAAUAAGUCAAAUUAGAUAUGAAAAAUUACAUCAUAAACCACUUGGUAAGUUGGUUGCGAGACUUUGUAGUAAAUUUAACAUACCCAUAGAGACAUGUAAGAACCUAAGCAAAAAUAGAACAGCUGGGGGACUUCGAUACUUAAUUCAUCAAAAAUACACAGAAAAUAACAUAAGUUCUACAGUGUGGGAUGACUUGGUCAAAGAUUCACUAAGGCAAAAUGUAGAAGCAGCUAAUGAAUUCAUUGAAAUGUUGUCAAAAUAUGAUAAGAAUGAAGCCUUGAAAUGGAUUGACUACUUAAAUAUUGGAAACGAAGAAUUACCCACUUCUUUAAAGGCUAUUUCUCUAGAAUAUAACAAUGACGAGUCACAUGAUAUUGAAAAUUGGGAUACAGAGUCGAGUAAAAUAAUCCCUAGUCAAGAGUACUAUAAAUUUACUCUCACUAGAGACUGUAUUAUUAUAAUUGAUAAUGGUGAAAAGUUUUAUGAUAUGUUGAACAGCAUAAAGAUGUACAAUGUUGUUAGUAUAGAUUGUGAAUGGAAACCAUCAUUUGGAGCGGUACAAUCACAAGUGGCCUUAAUCCAAAUUGCUACUUUCCAUAAUGUUUACUUGAUAGAUACAUUAAUUUUAAACAAACAAGAAUAUUCCAGUUUUUGGUACACUUUCAAUAAAUCAUUUAUGGAAAACGGCGAGGUUAUCAAACUAGGACUUGGGCUUGAACAGGAUUUAAAAGAAAUGAAAGCAUCUAUAAAUGGUUUGGGAAAAAUAAAUGUCAAAGGUGAAGGAUUAUUAGAUUUGUCAUUGUUAUGGAAAAAUAUUAUCAAUAAUGGUCUUGUUAUACCAGGAUGCUGUGACAGUAUAGGAAAUGGCCUAAGUUCUAUUGUGCAAUCAUGUUUUGGAUUGCCCUUGGAGAAAUCAGAGCAAUGUUCAAAUUGGGAAUUACGACCCUUAAGGGAGACCCAAAUAAUAUAUGCUGCUCUAGAUGCACAUGUUCUACUACAAGUUUAUGAUUUUUUACAAAAAAUGUGUGUUCAACAAAAUAUUAAUUUUGAAGAUAUUGUAAAUGAAACAAUGCACGAAACAAAAAAAAAGCUUCCUAAGAAAACAAAGGUGAUUGAUAGGCUACAAUUUAAUUUGUGUUCUAUUGAACCCAAAUUUGUUAAUGAUGUUAAAUUUCUUGUUGAGCCGACCUUAUCACACUUAAUGGCAUACUUGAGAUAUUGUGGAUUGGAUACCAUUGUAGUGCCUGGAAGCUUGCAGUGGCAUGAUGUUGUAAACUGGGCGAUAUCAGAUGAUCGUCUAGUUCUAGUAGAUAAACUUAAAUGUUCACCAACACAAGAUUUUCCUCAGAACUCUAUAUUAAAUGUUGGAAAUGACACAAUUGUAAAACAAUUACAAAAAAUAUUUGAAAAUUUCAAUAUUAAAAUUAGACAAACUGAUCUUUUGAGAUUAUGUGUGAAAUGCAAUAGUAAUGACAUCAAGAAACUAAGUUUGAAUGAGAUAAAAAAAAUAUGUGAUGAGUACAUUAAUUUAAUUCCUAAAAGUACACUCGUUAACACAUACUUGGCAGAUUUUGAUGAUGAAGAUGCAAGUUAUGAGAAUUUUCUUAGUGAUUCAGAUGGUGAUGGUGACAUUUUGCAGCCAGUUCAAAAUAGUUAUUGCCCAAAACCAAAAAGCUGUUUAACUAGUAAAGGGGCUGCAAUCGAAAUUUCCAAUCCACAAGGCUUAGUCCAAAAAAAUAAACCAGCAGUUCUGUGUGAAUACUGUGGUCAAAUGUAUUGGGAUGAAGAUGACUUGUUUAAAUCAAUCAGUGAUAUAAUUUGUCAAAUCACAAAUUUUACAGUCUGGUAGUUAAGGUACUGCAUUGUUGCAAUAUUUUACCUCUGAAUUUACAAUAAACAAAAGAAAAUAAGACUAUGACGCCAACAUCAAACAGUACUGGUAGAAAUAGCAUUAGAGUACUAAUUAUACUGCAUUCCGCAAAGCUGAGAAAACAGACUGUUGUUUUUAUAAACUUAAGAGAUCAUUUAUAAUUGAACUAAAUGUUAUGGAUGUUCAGCAAUAAUUAGUAUUAAAUAAAAAAUUGUUUAAAUUAAGUAAUAUGAAAAAACUUAGCAUAUUUUUGUACUUAAAACCUGAAUAUAUUAUUUAAUUACUUACUUGGUUUACAAUAAACUAUUAUAUAUCAUUGUUAAACUGAAAAUAUAAAUUGUAAGUCCUAAGUUGUUAUAAGAAAGACAUAAGGGGUUAAUAUCAUUUAAAAAACACGUGUGGCACCCGGGACUGCCGCGGUAAAGCUAUUGCAUAGUAUUUUUUAUCAACU